Messenger RNA from Wallemia mellicola CBS 633.66, 279 nucleotides. RefSeq lists its product as hypothetical. Bases 1 to 279 code for a protein of 92 amino acids. The transcript is spliced from 2 exons. NCBI's taxonomy places the organism in Eukaryota, Fungi, Basidiomycota, Wallemiomycetes, Wallemiales, Wallemiaceae. The record is from RefSeq and is a predicted model, not a curated record.
AUGUCUUCUCUCUUUGGAACUAAGCAACAAAAGCCAGAUGUAAAUAAAAUGAAAUUAGAGAUUCAACAAGCCAGCGCUUUAGCUAAUGCUCAACAAUUGAUAAAUAAUAUGAAUAACCAAUGUUAUGAUAAAUGUAUACUUAAACCUUCAACUUCACUUUCCUCAUCUGAGGAAGGUUGCCUUAGCAACUGCAUGCAAAGAUAUAUGGAGGCUUUCAACAUCAUCUCAACUACUUAUGUACAAAGGAUGUCAAAGGAAAGACACGAACAAACAGCUUAG